ACCAGAGAGACCCUAUAGCAGUAUUUAUGCAUUACUCAAUGGAAGAAUUUCCCAUUUCAAACUUACUAUUAAGAAUUGAUUGCCACUCUUGUUCAAGGAGCAAGGGCAUCUCCUGAUCCCCAGAUAACACCGAUGGAGAACAGGACAGAAGUGACAGAGUUCAUCCUCCUAGGACUAACCAAUGCCCCAGAGCUGCAAGUCCCCCUGUCUACCAUGUUCAUUCUCAUCUACCUCAUUAAUGUGGCUGGAAACCUGGGGAUGCUUGUGCUGAUUCUCAUGGACUCUCGGCUCCACACUCCCAUGUACUUUUUCCUUGGUAACUUGUCUCUGGUGGACAUCUGUUACUCCUCAGCCGUCACUCCCACAGCUGUGGCUGGGCUCCUUACAGGAAACCAAGUCAUUUCCUACAAUGCUUGUGCUGCUCAGAUGUUCUUAUUUGCAGCCUUUGCCACUGCAGAAAAUUUCCUGUUGGCCUCCAUGGCCUAUGAUCGCUAUGCAGCGGUGUGCAAGCCCCUCCACUAUGCCACCACCAUGACGACGACUGUGUGCGCGUCUCUAACCAUAGCUUGCUAUGCUGGUGGCUUUUUGAACGCCUCCAUCCAUACUGGGGACACUUUCAGCCUCACCUUCUGUGAGUCCAAUGUGGUCCAUCACUUUUUCUGUGAUGUUCCAGCAGUCAUGAUCCUCUCCUGCUCUGACAGAUAUGUGAGUGAGAUGGUUCUUGUUUAUGCAGCAAGCUUUGUUAUCUGUUUUGCCCUUGUUGUUAUCUUGAUAUCCUAUAUGUUCAUCUUCAUGACCAUCUUAAAGAUGCGUUCAUCUGCAGGAUACCAGAAGGCUAUGUCCACCUGUGUGUCUCACUUCACUGCAGUCUCCAUUUUCUAUGGGACAUUAAUUUUCAUGUACCUACAGCCAAGCUCCAGUCAUUCCAUGGACACAGACAAAAUUGUAUCUGUGUUCUAUACUAUGGUUAUCCCCAUGCUGAACCCUGUGGUUUAUAGCCUGAGAAACAAAGAAGUGAAAAAUGCAUUCAAAAAGGUUGUAGAGAAGACAAAAUAUUCUUUAGGAUUUUGA
Messenger RNA from Jaculus jaculus (lesser Egyptian jerboa), 1071 nucleotides. Its product is annotated as olfactory receptor 5B3-like. Lineage: Eukaryota; Metazoa; Chordata; Mammalia; Rodentia; Dipodidae. Bases 133 to 1071 code for a protein of 312 amino acids. Gene Ontology annotation, molecular function: olfactory receptor activity; G protein-coupled receptor activity; odorant binding. The record is from RefSeq and is a predicted model, not a curated record. Gene Ontology annotation, cellular component: membrane. Gene Ontology annotation, biological process: G protein-coupled receptor signaling pathway; sensory perception of smell. The transcript has 2 exons.